Coregonus clupeaformis (lake whitefish) is the source of this 2562-nucleotide messenger RNA. It is a transcript of the gene wdr21, whose product is annotated as WD repeat domain 21. NCBI's taxonomy places the organism in Eukaryota, Metazoa, Chordata, Actinopteri, Salmoniformes, Salmonidae. The coding region runs from base 48 to 1586 and encodes 512 amino acids. The record is from RefSeq and is a predicted model, not a curated record. Gene Ontology annotation, molecular function: protein binding. The transcript has 14 exons. Gene Ontology annotation, cellular component: Cul4-RING E3 ubiquitin ligase complex.
UGUUAAAUUGGUCACAUGGAUGCAACGUUGUAGCAGCAAUAGCAGGGAUGAAGAAAGGGAAUUGGCGUGACAGGGGCAGGGACCGAAGGCGACACGGUUACCGCUCUGACUGGCAAAGGGACAGAACACAGGAACAAAGGUAUGGCAGCAGUGAAGCGGGCCCCUCCUACAGAGACAGGACCCCAGAGAGUAGGCCUAGUUCUGCUGCAGCAGCCUCAUCCUCCUCCUCCAGCUCUUCUGCUCCAGAGCUGCCAGGGUUCUACUUUGACGCCGAGAAGAACCGUUACUUUCGUCUGCUGCCGGGCCACAACAACUGCAACCCUCUGACCAGAGGGCUGCUGCAGGAGAGGGAGCAGGAGAAACACAGGGCCAGGAUGAUCACCGAGGACGAGAGGCCCAGGAAGAAAGCACCUAGAGCAGGCCUGAACUCAGCUCUGCUGCUGCAGAAAAGACACCUGGGUCUGCUGCCUGGGGUCUCGUACUGUAGGCGGAUCCAUGAGGUGAAGGUGAGUGGGAUGAGACGUCACAGACUGGAGGUCCAGAGCUCUGGCAGCAGCAGUCCCAACACAGACAACUUCAGACUCAUAGUGGGUGACUCUGCGUGUGAGCGAGUGUUCACGGUUAACGACGUGUCUCACGGAGGCUGCAAGUAUGGCAUCAUGAACUUCAGAGGCUGCAGCAGGGGCUCCCUGUCUGUUGAGAUGUGUGACAACCUCUACUUUACAAAUAGAAAGGUGAACUCUAUCUGCUGGGCCUCCGUCACUCACCCUGACUCACACGUCCUCCUGUGUCUGGUGGGCAUGGCAGAGACUCCUGGCUGUGUCAGUUUACUACCAGCUUCUCUCUUCAGCAACUCCAACCCAGACCAACCGGGGAUGCUGUGUAGUUUUAAGAUAUCUACAGCCUGGUCCUGUGCCUGGUGUCUCAACCCUCAGGCUGACAAAACCUUCAGCACUGGUCUGUCUCGCAGGGUGAUAGUGACGGACGCAGUGACGGGCAGGAGACAGACGUAUGGCAUCGGCAGUGAUGUGCUGGCACAGCAGUUUGCCCUCAGGGCUCCGGUCCUGUUUAAUGGCUGUAGGUCAGGAGAGAUCUUCAGUAUCGACCUGCGUCAGAGAGGCAGACGGGACCACAGCUGGAAGGCCUGCAGGUUCUACCAGGACUCUGCUAUCACCUCCGUACGAAUACUACAGGAUGAGAACUACCUACUGGCUGCUGACAUGAUGGGAGAGAUCAAGCUGUGGGAUGUUCGAGUAACAAAACCAGUGCAGAAGUACGAGGGCCAUCAUAAUGAACACGCCUACUUACCCCUCCACAUCAAUGAACCUGAGGGACUGCUGAUGGCUGUGGGUCAGGACUGCUACACCCGUCUGUGGUCUCUGGGGGACGGCAAGCUCCUGAGGACCAUCCCAUCUCCCCACCCUGCAGGGAAGGACCUGAUCCCCAGCGUGGUCUUCUCCUCCCAGCUAGGAGGCAGCAGAGGCCUGCCUGGUCUCCUCAUGGCUGUUAGGCACGAUCUGUACUACUUCCCUUAUAACAGUGACUACCAGGAGGGAGGAGGGGUUGUAGCAGAGGCAGCCUGCUAGGGGAGGGCUUGACUGAGGCAGCCUGCUAGGGGAGGGCUUGACUGAGGCAGCCUGCUAGGGGAGGGCUUGACUGAGGCAGCCUGCUAGGGGAGGGCUUGACUGAGGCAGCCUGCUAGGGGGAAGGCUUGACUGAGGCAGCCUGCUAGGGGAGGGCUUGACUGAGGCAGCCUGCUAGGGGAGGGCUUGACUGAGGCAGCCUGCUAGGGGAGGGCUUGACUGAGGCAGCCUGCUAGGGGAGGGCUUGACUGAGGCAGCCUGCUAGGGGAGGGCUUGACUGAGGCAGCCUGCUAGGGGAGGGCUUGACUGAGGCAGCCUGCUAGGGGAGGGCUUGACUGGACCUUGGUUAAAAGGCCUCACUACUCUUCUGUUCCUGUUGACCAUUGGUCUGAAAUAAUUGGAAGAGGAGAAGGAAAAUGGACAAGGAAAACCUUUCUUUGCAAAGUAUCUGGAAUAAAGGAGACUCUUACUGCCUAAAGUUACCAGCUUGGAGCUUCAAGUGGAGAGUUGGGUCUGACCGUAGACCUGCGAAGAUGGACUGCUGGAACAUGGAUCCAGGACUCUUUGCUGUCAACUACUCUAUUUGUCUAGUCUCUGCCAGUGAACCCUGAAUUAUGUCCACAGAAACUGCAAUUCAUGAACUGGCCAGUGAGUUUCUUUUUGAGAAGUGUCUUUUUUUUGUCUUUAUAAUAAUAAUAAUGAUUAAUCCUAAACAGAUUUGAUAAUAAUGAUGUAAAGUUUAUAUAAUUCAAACAAUGUAUUUUAUCCAUGGUGAUUGAAUUGGUGUCUUGGAAUUAUAAAGAAAUGCCAUGGUUAAAGGGAUGGAUUGUCAGCAGACCUCCACAUAACCAAUCUGCUUUUUCUAUGAUGACACACACACUGAGGGUCUGCUUGUUCUAUGACCACACACUUUGAGGUUGUGAAGUUUAUUAAAUAAGCAUACAUGUUACAGUAAACAUAGUAAUGGUAUUGAUCUUCA